This is a messenger RNA of Salmo salar (Atlantic salmon), 5156 nucleotides long. RefSeq names its product tyrosine-protein kinase JAK1. Gene Ontology annotation, molecular function: ATP binding; non-membrane spanning protein tyrosine kinase activity; growth hormone receptor binding. Gene Ontology annotation, cellular component: cytosol; cytoskeleton; membrane. The record is from RefSeq and is a predicted model, not a curated record. NCBI's taxonomy places the organism in Eukaryota, Metazoa, Chordata, Actinopteri, Salmoniformes, Salmonidae. Gene Ontology annotation, biological process: cytokine-mediated signaling pathway; growth hormone receptor signaling pathway via JAK-STAT; cell differentiation.
GACGACUACAUGGGCGUGGAUUCGCGACAGCGUUUACGGGAAUUGACAAGACGCUUCCUUGGAAGACCCACCUCCGAGACUUAGCAACUUCAUUGUACAGGAUUUAAAACCCUUAUCAAUGAUACAUGCUCAAAAACAUCAUCGUAAUAGGAUGAUAUAAGUAGCCUACAUUGAUAUUGGACCGUUCAUGAAAGAUAAAGUUAUUUUUUUCAGACAUUCGUGGACGGCAUAAAGACAUAGUGAAUGCCUCGAAACAAGGCAAUGGACAUGGGCAGGCAACUGUUGGUAAAGAUGCAGAGGACGAGGAAGGGCAAGUUCACGCCAAUCCCUGUAUUACCACAGGGCCUCGAGGUCCACUUCUACCUGCGAGACUCUCACCAGCUGGAGUUUCUCCGGGGUUGUUACACUGCUGAGGAGCUGUGCACAGAGGCAGCCAAGAAGUGUGGCAUUUCGCCUCUUUGCUUCAAUCUGUUUGCCUUGUAUGACGAGAGCAUGAACAUCUGGUACCCUCCCAAUCACACCUUCAAAAUCGAGGAGAGCACCUGCUUAAAGCUUCACUAUCGCAUGAGGUUCUACUUCACCAACUGGCAUGGUGCGAAUGACAAUGUGCCACGUGUUUGCAGACAUGCCCUCAAGAGAAAGAACGGCAAUGGGCCGAAGACCGAAUCAGGGGGUACCGCACUCCUUGAGGCUGCCUCACUGAAGUAUCUGUUUGCCCAGGGUCAGCAUGACUUCCUGAAGGGACGGGCCGCAGUGCGUAACUCUCAGAAUGAAGAGGAGGCCCACUGUAUUGAGAAUGAGUGCCUGGGAGUGGCAGUGUUGUCUAUCACACACAAUGCCUUGGAGAAGAACAUCAGCAACCCAUAUUUAGGAGGACAGAUCAGCUAUAAGAAAUACAUCCCAGAGAGCGUGAACCAAAUCAUCAAGCAGCGGAACUUCCUGACACGAGUCCGCAUCUCCCGGGUGUUUCAGCACUUCCUUAACGAGUUCAACAACAAGACAGUGAAGAACAACAAAGUCAACACCCAUGACAUCAAGGUCAAAUACUUGGCUACGCUGGAGACGCUGACCCGUGGGUUCGGCUGUGAGAUGUACAAGCCUGAAGUGCUACGUGUGACUGACAGCGAAGGGGAGAUCGAAGGAACUCCCACUUCCUGUAACCAGGGUCAGCCCACCCAGUACCAAGUCCUUGUGUCUGGAAAUACAGGGAUCAAGUGGCGGAGGAAGCAACAGAAUAAUGCAUGGACUGCCAAAGAGAAGAAAAAAUCUAAAAAGUACAAAACCGACAUCAACUGGAAGAACAAACCAGCUCAAGACCUUUCGAAUGACUGGAAAACCUUCUCUGAUUUCUAUGAGAUUACACACAUCAACAUCAAGGGCUCCACAGUCACUGUCCACAAGCAGGACAACAAAAAGAUGGAACUGAGCCUGGGUUUCCAUGCAGAGGCAUUGUCUUUUGCCACCCUCAUUGAUGGAUACUUCCGUUUGACAGUGGAUGCACAUCACUUCCUGUGUACAGAUGUGGCCCCUCCCUCUGUGGUACAGAACCUGCAGGAAGGCUGUCAUGGUCCAAUCAGCAUGGACUACACCUCCCACAAGCUGCGUCAGGAGGGCAACGAGGAGGGCAUGUAUGUGCUGCGCUGGAGCUGCAUCGACUAUGACCACAUCAUCCUGACUGUCAAAUGCAAUGAAGUGGACCUGACCGAUAGCCAUCCGUACCGUAGCUUUAAGAUCGAGGUGGGGCCGGAAGGCUACGGCCUGAGUGGUACAGCCCUGAGGCAGCCCUCUCUCAGGGAGCUGAUGGAACAGCUGAGGGGCCAGAGACUUAGUACAGACGGAGUCCUAUUCCAGCUCCGCAAGGCCUGCCCUCCGCAGCCCAGAGAAAUGUCUAACCUGCUACUGGUGACAAAGAGAAAUGCGGAGCUGACGUACCCCGUACAGAAUCAUGUCAUCUUCCACAAGAUCCUCAACGAGGACAUAGUGCAGGAGGAGCACUUGGGCUGUGGCACCAGAACUAACAUCUAUGCUGGCAAAUUUAAGAUAAAGAGUGAGGAAGAGAAGGAUGUGUGGGGUUCCCAAACCUACCACGAGGUGAAAGUGGUCCUGAAAGUGCUAGGGUCCCAACACAGAGACAUCUCUAUGACUUUCUUUGAAACGGUCAGUAUGAUGCGUCAGGUGUCCCAUCAACACAUCACUCUGCUGCACGGUGUCUGUGUUCGCAGCCAUGACAAUAUCAUUGUGGAGGAGCAUGUGACGCUGGGUCCUCUGGAUGUGUUCAUGCGGGGACAUCGUCUUGAACUCAGCACCUCCUGGAAGUACCAAGUGGCCAAACAACUGACCGGCGCCCUCAGCUACCUGGAGGAUAAGAAGCUGGUCCAUGGCUAUGUGUGUGCUAAGAACGUCCUAGUGGAGCGGGAUGGCCUAGAGGGAGAGACUGGGCCCUUCAUCAAACUGAGUAGCCCUGGGGUAUCCAUCUCCGCACUCAACAUACAAGAGUGUGUGGAGAGGAUCCCGUGGAUCGCCCCAGAGUGUGUGAGAAACAGCCAGGCCCUGAGUGUUGCGGUGGAUAAGUGGGGCUUUGGCACCACACUGUGGGAGAUCUGCUAUGAGGGAGAGGCCCCACUCAAAGACAAGAAACUCAUAGAGAAGGAGAUGUUUUACUCGGCCCAGUGUUCCCUGGUGACCCCAGACUGCCCUCAGCUGGCUGAGCUCAUCACCAAGUGCAUGAACUACGACCCCAAGAGGAGGCCCUUCUUCAGGGCCAUUGUCAGGGACCUCACCGGGGUGGCCGAGCAGAACCCAGUCCUGCCACCUGGUAGGGUGCCCAUCCAGGAAGUGGACCCCACUGUGUUUGAUACCAGGUUCCUCAGGAAGAUCGAUGACCUGGGAGAGGGUCACUUUGGUAAGGUGGAGCUGUGUCUGUAUGACCCCCGUGGGGACGGCCGAGGGGAGCUGGUGGCGGUCAAGUCUCUGAAGCCAAACAGCAAAGGCCAGCUGGCCUGCCACCUGAGAAAAGAGAUAGAUACCAUGAGAGAACUCUACCACCACAACAUCGUCAAAUACAAAGGAGUGUGUAGCGAGGAGGGUGGGAGGACCACUAAGCUGAUUAUGGAGUACCUGCCAGCGGGGAGCCUGAAGGACUACCUUCCCAAAAGAAAACACCAGACUGACCUCAAGAGACUCCUCCACUACGCCCUCCAGAUCUGCCAGGGAAUGGAUUACUUGGGAUCCCAGCGGUUCAUCCACCGGGAUUUGGCGGCCAGGAACGUUCUGGUGGAGAACGAGAGCACGGUGAAGAUCGGAGACUUUGGCCUGACCAAGAGCAUGAAGGAGGACAAGAGUUACUACACAGUCAAAGAGGAGACUGACAGCCCUGUGUUCUGGUAUGCUCCUGAGUGCCUGAUGGACUGCAAGUUCUACCCUGCGUCUGACGUGUGGUCUUUCGGAGUGACCCUCUAUGAGCUGAUGACCUACUGCGAGACAAGCAGCAGUCCUACCACGGUAUUUUCGGAGAUGCUUCAUCCAACCAAAGGUCUGAUGACUCUCACCCGAUUGGUGGAAGUGCUGAUAGCCGGCAGGAGGCUGCCCUGUCCACCUCGCUGCCCAGACACGGUGUACUCUCUGAUGAGGAGGUGUUGGGAGUAUGACCCUGCGAACAGGAUCCAGUUCAAAGGCCUGAUCACAGAGCUGGAGACGCUGCUGGACGAGAGGCACAGAGGAGAUAGACUGGCUGUCUGAACUGAUAGAGCUCACACAUAGAUGGAUAUAUACAAUAAUAUAAUAUACACUGAGUAUACCAAAACAUUAGGAACACCUUCGUAAUAUUGAGUUGCUCCCCCCACCCCUUUUUGCCCUCAGAACAGCAUCAAUUCGUCGGGGCAUGGACCCUACAAGGUGCCGAAAGCGUUCCACAGGGAUGCUAGCCCAUGUUGACUCCAAUGCUUCCCACGGUUGUUUCAAGUUGUGUGGAUGUCCUUUGGGUGGUGGAUCAUUCUUGAUACACCUGGAAAACAGGUUGAGUGUGAAAAACCCAGCAGCAUUGCAGUUCUUGACACAAACCGGUGCGCCUGGCACCUACUACCAUACACCGUUCAAAGGCACUUAUAUUUCUUGCACAUUCACCCUCUGAAUGGCACAAAUACUCAAUCCAUGUCUCAAGGCUUAAAAAUCAUUAUUUAACCUGUCUCCUUCCCUUCAUCUACACUGUUUGAAGGGGAUUUAACAAGUGACAUCAAUAAGGGAUCAUAGCAGGUGUUCUUAAUGUUUUGAACACUCAGUGUAUAUGCCAUUUAGCAAACGCAUCUAUCCAAAUAGACGGAUGGAUGGAUGAAAAGGCUGACAGACAGACGGACAGACUAAUGUUAGUUAUCAGAAACAGACAGACGUUUGUUAGCACAGAUGGACUGACAGACAGACUGACAUUGACUACUACAGACUACUAAAAAUAGACGUAAUCUAGCACAGACAAACACAUGCACCGACAGACCAACACACAGAAAGACAGACAGACGUUAACCAUCACUGACAGACAGAAAGACAUACAGAAAGCACAGAAGGACAAAAGCUACAUUUCUUUACAAUACAGAAACAAACUGCCCAGAUGUGGGCUUGAUUUAUAUACUUUUCCACAUACUGUACAUAUACAGUAACUCAAACGUAUUCUGAACUUCAAAUGCAUGCUGCUGUCAUUCAAUAUUUUCUAUAGUACAGCAUUUGUUUAUUUCUUUUUACAAGCUAUUGAAACACAUUGUAAGUUAAAUAGGACCCUUUUGGAUAACUGAGUUAGUUCAUUUUGUAAGGAUGAAAGACAUUGAGGCGGUAAUUUGCGUUAGCCAACGAACAGAUCACUUUUUUUAGCCGGUGUCAGAGGUGUAACCAAUGAUGUAUAUAAACCCUGGAUUGCUGAUGCUAUGCAUUGGUCAAUGAGAGGCUUAGAAGCCACCGGUUGGGCAUAUUGGCACUCCCCAGAAAAGCAGUCCUCCAUACGAGUUCUACAGUAUUUCAAUUAAUUGUUUCAAGGACAAAAUUGCAUGUAUUUAAGUACUUUUCUUGUUGUAGCGGAGAUAUUAACAUUUUUAUGUUUAGCUCAGAUAAUAUCAUUAAAAAGUAUGCAUUAACUUGUCUGUAAUAGAAUAAAUGUGGCGACAACAAAUGCA